GUCGGGGAGUGUUAAAGAUGGUUCUGUGGUGGCUUGUGCGUUUCCUCCCAGUGGAAAUUUCUUCGUCACUGGAUCCUCGUGUGGUGAUUUAACCGUUUGGGAUGACAACCUGAGAUGCCUGUCUAAUGAGAAGGCACAUGAUCUUGGUGUUACCUGCUGUGAUAUUUCUUCCCAUCCAAUAUCUGAGAGUGAAGAUGGAUUCACACACUUCCAGAUGGCUUCUUGUGGGCAAGACAGUCAGAUCAAACUCUGGCUUAUCUUGUUUGCAGACUCCUCAGGUGUGGAGCUGCAGUACAGAUGUGUGCUGAGUGGGCACUGUGCCCCAGUGCUGGCCUGUGCCUUUUCCCCUGAUGGGCAGAUGUUGGUCUCGGGGUCUGUGGACAAGAAUGUCAUAAUCUAUCAGACUAGUACUGGCAAUACCCUUCAUACUUUGUCUCAGCAUACCAGGUAUGUUACAACUUGUGCCUUUGCACCAUGUAGUCCUUUACUCGCCACGGGCUCGAUGGAUAACACUGUGAUGAUCUGGCAGUUCGACCCUGAGCAGCCCUGUGCAGGAAAUGCUGUGGACAGUGAUGCUGAGGGGGCUGUGGAGUACUGGUCAGAGGAGGAGGUUUCAGCCUGGCUCUGUGCACAGGACUUAGCAGACAUGGUUGAGCUUUUCAAAAAGAACAACAUUGAUGGCAAGAUGCUCUUGAAUCUCACUAAGGACAGUCUGGCUCAUGAAUUAAAAAUUGAGUCCUUAGGUCUGCGCAGUAAAGUCCUCCAGAAGAUUGAGGAACUGAGGAUGACAAGAACCUCAGCUUCUGCUGCUGUCCCUGAUGAGUUCCUGUGCCCUAUCACACGGGAGCUGAUGAAGGAUCCUGUCAUUGCAGCAGAUGGCUAUUCCUAUGAAAGGGAAGCAAUGGAGAAGUGGAUCAGCAGUCAAAGACGAUCCAGUCCCAUGACAAAUCUCCCUCUCCACUCCCUUAUGCUCACACCCAACAGGAUGCUGAAAAUGGCCAUCGAGCGCUGGCUACAGUCUCAGCAGAAAUAG
Molecule: messenger RNA, 1033 nt
Organism: Acanthisitta chloris (rifleman)
Lineage: Eukaryota; Metazoa; Chordata; Aves; Passeriformes; Acanthisittidae
Gene: WDSUB1
Product: WD repeat, sterile alpha motif and U-box domain containing 1
Exons: 9
Biological process (GO): protein ubiquitination
Molecular function (GO): ubiquitin-protein transferase activity; protein binding
Source: RefSeq, a predicted model, not a curated record